ACUAGUGGAUUUCUCAGUUACAGUGAUUAUCAAUUUCCAGAUAAUGUAAAUUUUCAAUUUUCCACUCAAAAUUUCAAAUUUUUAAUUGUCAAUUUCUGUAAAUUUCUCGAUUUUUAAAAAACUCUACUAAAGUAUUAUUUUACAUUUUUCACGGACUUUUCUUUCUAAAUUCGCAUGUGCUCUAAUUCAAACAGAAUUCUUAAGUAAAUCACCAAAGUACAUUCCGUUUGUUAUGAUUUCAUUCUCUGUUCAUAUCGGCACUCGAACCGAGCGAUUAAAACUUGGGACGAUAAAACAAUUUAUAACCGAUGACUUUCACCGCAAACACUCGGCGUCGAGGAGCACAGCUACAUCGUUUAUAAAAAGCAUUUCGACGCUUUAUACACUGCGUGGUUUCUCGAUAUCGUAAUUUAGUGAGCUUAUUAUCACGUAGUUAAGUCGUGCGUCGCAUUCCUCUAUGUUUUUUUUUUUUUUUUUUUUUUCAGAAAACUGAUUCACCGUUUCGUAUGGAGAAUAAAGAAGAGAAGAUGGCUGUACGUAUAUGUUAUGCAGCCAUGUUUGAUCUUCGAUUGUAAUCUCUCCCUUGUAAAAGAUUCACGCACGACGAAUGUAACACCUAGAGGAUCAAGAAGUGUGAAGACGGAGACAAGAAGGAAGAAAUGAUGACUCUUUAACGGAUUUUAUUACAAAUUCUGUUCGUUAAAUGGCAAAGAUAACGAAGUGAAACAAGUUUCUCAAAGCGUCGUAGAUAUCCAAAGGUAUGCCAAGAAAAUUGGUCUUCUUGUUUUAUUUGAAAUUUUAGAAUUCUCUUCCAAGUGGAUGUGGAGAUUAUAUUUCGAACCUCAAUUGACAGAUUUAUUUUUUUACUGUUUCUAUUAAUAUUUAUAUUUUUACUUCUUUACUCUUCUACUAUAUUCAUUUUUUUUUUUUUUUUUUAAGAAGAAAAGGAUGAAGAAAAAAUUGAGUGACAACACGUUUUGUUGUUCCAUUUAAUCAAGAAUUCACUAACAUUAUUAGCAAGCUACUAUACAAUAAAACAUCGUAAUUAAAUUUCUUUAAUUUUAUUUCUGCAAUUUAAGAUAACUUAGUAAUAACAGUAGUAACAAUAAUUUAAAGAAGAUGAAGCAUCUUGCUAAUUAUCUGGAAUUAUUCGAUAAGUGUACGAAAGAUUUAUUCGAACGAUAAAGGAACAAAUCGCGACAAAGAAACGAAUCAUCGACAGUUAACAAGAACAUUUAUCACGACUGAUCAACGAUUUUACGUGUCACCAAUUAAGAGAUUAGACACAUCAACUGCAUUAAAACAACUCUGUGACGUGAUAAAUUUUCCUGAGUAGUUGCUCGUCGUUUGUUUCGCAAAUAAAACUGGCCACUUUUUAUCAAUGAAUUCGCCUCGAAGCACGGAGAAAAACUCGAGUCGUGUAAAAGGGACCAACUCGCUGUUGUCCACGAUAAUAAUGGAUCAAACGAUUUCACAAGUCUAGAAGGAUCAUUCUUUCUCAUGCGUGAUUUUCAUAUGAUUUCAGAGAAAAAUUCCGCGGAACAUGCAAACGCGAAAAUGCGAUCCACGAGAUUAGUUAUCUUCUCAGAGGAGUUAACGCAUGACUUCGACAAGAUGAUCUUACUAUCUGUCCAAGGGAACUCGUGUACGUUACAAAUCGAACACUUUGCAAAUAACUAGGAAUAAUCUUCUUUAAAUCGCUAUCAGGACGGGUCAGUUUAUUCGAAAAAUGUUAGAGGAAUGUUAUUUUUGCGUGUAACGCGUAUGUCUCGUGACUCGUAAAUUCUCUUGCUUGUUGAAUAAAAUUGGCGUGUUUUUAGUAAUAAAAUUAUGCAAAUUAGAAAUGACUGUAAAUUACUCCGGCAAGUGAGCUGGGGAUUUUCGUUAAUUUGCAAUUUCAUUUGCAUACCCUUGUUUCGAGGGUAUUAAACGAGGAUUUUAGUAUUUUUCUUAAAGAAGAUGAAGAAGACGAAGGUGACGAAAUUAAUGUAAAUUGUCGUCCACAAAGUGACGUAAAUUAACAUAAUUCUACAAUAAUCGAAAUUUCUGUCGAGCAGUUGAUUUAUUAAAUGUUAAAAUGAUAUUAACAUCACGAAUGAAAACUUGUUUUAUAACAUAUGUUUUAUAUUUAACCAUUCACUGUAACAAUUUCGACUCACUUUCAAUAUCUGAAAAAAAAAAGAACAAGAAAAUUUCAAUUAUCUUUAGUUGCAGCGUUUGAAACCGGAUGUCAUCUCAUUUCGGCGUAAGCCAAAUUUACAAGCAAAACGAUUUCAUCGUUCAUUGAAGAGAUUUCGUCGUUCACGGUGA
This is a messenger RNA of Heterotrigona itama, 2310 nucleotides long. The record is from the annotation of a GenBank genome assembly. NCBI's taxonomy places the organism in Eukaryota, Metazoa, Arthropoda, Insecta, Hymenoptera, Apidae.